Candidula unifasciata is the source of this 450-nucleotide messenger RNA. NCBI's taxonomy places the organism in Eukaryota, Metazoa, Mollusca, Gastropoda, Stylommatophora, Geomitridae. The record is from the annotation of a GenBank genome assembly.
UGGUAUUUAUGGGCAGCAAGAAAUAUCCAAAAGAGAAUUUCUGGGAUGAAUUUCUGGCAAAUAAUGGUGGUGAAUCAAAUGCAUGGACUGACUGUGAAAGGACUUGCUUUUAUUUUGUCUGCCAUCAACAUUCCUUUAACAAAGCCCUGGACAUAUUUGCCCAGUUCUUCAUUAGCCCUCUUUUCCUCAAGCAGGCAGUGGACCGUGAAAUCAUGGCAGUUGAUAGUGAGUGGCAGAUGCUGGCCAUUAAUGAUAGAGAGAGAAUGAGAAACCUCAUCGCUUAUGAACUUGUUGAGGAAGGCCACCCCAUGGGCAAGUUCAUGGCUGGCAAUGUGAAGUCGCUGAAGGAAGAUCCAGAGAAAAAUGGCAUCAAUGUGUAUGAACAGCUGCACUCCUUUUACGUGAAGAUGUAUUCGGCACACUACAUGACUCUAGUUGUCCACUCUAUGG